AUGCGCUCCCCUGCUGGGCCGGCUGCUGACUUCGGCGGGCCUCUUUGCUUACCUGCUAAUAGAAUCCCGUCUCCGCUGCCCGCGGGGGGAAGCGCUGACGCCCCCUCUCCUCCGAUGCCCCGCUGUUUUCGGGGGAGGGGGCCUCCAUUCCCCCCCCCCCGGCCGUGCAGAGCCGGGGCGGGGGCCUCCCCGGACGCUCCUGGGCAGCUGGGCCGCCGUCUGAGGUCGGGCUCCUCCCGGGCUCGCUCUCCGCCGCCGCCCCGCCCCCCGCAGUCCACGUGCCCUGCUGCUGCUGCAGGCCGGCGGCGGCGGAAGCGCGGGGGAGGCGGCGGCGGCGCGGCGGGGCCUGCUUGGCCGUCCUUCGGGGCGCUGGAGCGGCUGAGCGGGGCGGCGCGGACGAGCGCGGGGCUGGCCGGGCUGCCCGAGGCGGAAGGUGAGGCGGCCGCGGCUCUGGCCGGCUGGCUGGGCGCCGUCAAGGAUGCGCUGGACGAGCUGCAGCAGGCGCUGGCAGGAAGCAGAGAUCCCCGCUGGGACGUCCUGGAGGAGGAAGAGGCGGCUUCCAGGGGGAACAGUGAUGUCCGCUGGUCGGAGGUCGACCGUCAGCUGCUGGGCCCCUGCCUGGGGCUGGUGAAGGCGGCCAAAGCGUGCCUGAAGAAGUUGUUGGGGGCUGUGAAAGGCUGGGGCGCAGCGGACUCUGCAGAGCAGGUGGCUCAGCUGGAAGACCUCAAGGAUGCCGCAAGUGGCAUCAGCCCCAGCGUGGAUGAGUUGGUGCUCAGCACGUACCCACCGGUGAACCAGCUAACUCUGCGGCUGAACGCUGCCAAGCUGGCUGCGGUGCUAAAGGAGACGCUGGAGAUUGCCCGGGCCAGCUGUGUUUGCGCUCCCUCCGAAGAGAGCUGGGUGCAGUUCCUCGCUGGGGCCGUUGACCACAACAUGGAGAAGAUCAAGGGCUUCACCCAAGGGGAAUACGGAGUCCGCCUCCUUUGCUUCCGCUAUCAUAAAGCGUCCUGCUGAUGUCUAAGACCAACCCUGCAAUGCCUGCUAAGUCUUGAGCCCGGUCAGCCCUCACGGGGCGUGUCCUGCCUGCAUAUUUUGGCAAGAGGUGCAGAUAUCCCGCUGCCAGGUGGAUUUCCAACCUUUCCUUCCUGAAUGGGCACCUGAAAAGUGUAGUUGUCCAACCGCUCAGGAGCCUCCACGUGGCCUCGUCCCUCCCCAGAACAGACACCUUGAGAGAACCAUCCAUCUGAAGGAGAAAGCCGUGGAGGAGCCGGACUCCUGCAUUUUACACCCCUCAAGGGCCGCUCUGCUGCUCGGCUGCUUCCAGGGGCAUCCCCUCUUCCUCCAGCCUCCUCCUGCCGGGGACUGAGGCAUCGAUGGCUGGAACAAAGCGUGCACGGUCUGUACCGCAGCAGGAGCACGCAAAACAGGAUUGGGACCAGUGCUGUUGAGUUUGUAUCAGCAAUGAUCGGGAAUUGGGGGGUGAGCAAUAAAGCGGCAAAGUUUGCCGGUAGCACAA
This is a messenger RNA of Sphaerodactylus townsendi, 1516 nucleotides long. It is a transcript of the gene CCNDBP1, whose product is annotated as cyclin D1 binding protein 1. Gene Ontology annotation, biological process: regulation of cell cycle. The record is from RefSeq and is a predicted model, not a curated record. Gene Ontology annotation, cellular component: nucleus. NCBI's taxonomy places the organism in Eukaryota, Metazoa, Chordata, Lepidosauria, Squamata, Sphaerodactylidae. The transcript is spliced from 11 exons. The coding region runs from base 1 to 1014 and encodes 337 amino acids.